UCCUUCCACUGGAGAAAUUUCCUAUUUUCAUAUUUUUAAUCGAGAUAUUUGAAGAGUAUAAUCUGAGUUGUUAUGUGGCUGCUUCCUGGAAGAUGCCAAUGAAUUGAAUUUGGUGGAAUUUCAUUUCUCUUUUAUCAUCUUCACAUUUCUUCUCUUUCAAUCAUUCUAAGUACUUUCACUUGCAAACCUCUCUGAAACCACAUCCUUUGAUUCCUUUGGUUUGCGCCUUACUUGCCCUGUCACAAAUCUGUCGGAAACUAGUUCCCCUGAUUUCUUCAGUUCGCAGCCUGGUUGCCCUGUUACUUUCUCUGUUUUACUUUCUUUAUUUCAGAAUCUUUUUGCCCUAUUUCUAAUUCUUUAUUUUCUUCUAUUUCAAUAUUUCGGAUUUCUUCAAAAAAAAAAAAAAAAAGCCUUUUUGCUUUCAGUUAUUUCUCGAUUACUAGAAAGAAUUAUCAUUUCUCGUAUUUAUUGUUAAUUUCGGCUGUUGUAUUUUAAUUAUUUUCAUUUUCUUUACUUCUGUUUUUCAAACCUGAAAAAAGUUAUAAAAAAUGGCUGAUAUUGCCGGGGUUGUGGUGAGUCCUGUCCUUCAAGUUGCCGAGUGGUUGGCUGUUCCGAUUUGGCGUCAAUUUAAGUACUUGCUCAACUACACUACCAAUUUCAAAAAUCUCGAAGAGGAAGUUAAGAAGCUGGAGUACACAAGAGAUAAAGUUCACCGUAAGGUUACUGCUGCUGUAAGAAAUGUGGAAGAGAUCAAUCAGAAUGUUAAGGACUGGCAGAAAGAAGUGGAGAAGACCAUUACUAAAGCAGAGCAAAUGAUUCAAGAGAAAGCGAACGACCCGCGUUGUUUCAAGGGAUUGUGCCCCAACUUUGUCAUUCACUACAGAAAAAGCAAGAAAGCUUUUAAAUUAAAGCACGAUGAUAUUGAUCGUCUCCUCCAAAAAGAGAAGGAAUUGAGUCCCAUUUCCAAACCUUCUAAUCCACCGGAUCGCCGGUUUAUAUCUAAUGAAGAUUAUUUGACUUUUGAAUCAAGAAACUCCUUGGUAAAGAAUGUAUGGGAUGCUCUAAAUGAUGAGAAUGUGUACAUGAUUGGUGUUUAUGGGAUGGGUGGUCUUGGGAAGACCACGCUUGUAGAGGAACUUGGUAGGAAAGCCAAGGAGGAUAAGCUCUUUGAGGACAUUGUUUUGGUUGAGGUUUCAGAAUCUCCUGAUGUAAAGAAGAUUCAGACAACAAUUGCAAAAAAAUUGGAUCUAAAAUUUCAAAACGAAAAUGAAAGUGAAAUGGCAGAUAAGAUGUAUUCAAGAAUGAAGGACAACAAUAUCCUUUUAAUUCUAGAUAAUAUUUGGGAACCUCUAGAACUUGAUAAGACACUAGGAAUUCCUCGCAGAGCUGAUCGUGGAAGAAAUAAACUUUUGUUCACAACAAGAAACUUAGAUGUGUUGGAGAGGAUGGGUUCCACAAAUAAUUUCGGGAUGGGCAUUUUAAAUAAAGAAGAAGCUUGGACCCUAUUUACCAAAAUGGCAGGUAACUGUGUUAUAGAAUUUUCGUUUGUAUGUUUUCUAGAUCAACACAUUUUAAUUCUAUUUUUUAAUUCUUUGAUGUGAAUAUCAAAAUAUCAAAUUAAUUAUAACAUGAACAAAUUCCAACUUCAAAUUUUAAUUUCACUUGUGUUCUUGAUAAAAA
Mangifera indica (mango) is the source of this 1680-nucleotide messenger RNA. RefSeq names its product disease resistance protein At4g27190-like. Lineage: Eukaryota; Viridiplantae; Streptophyta; Magnoliopsida; Sapindales; Anacardiaceae. Gene Ontology annotation, molecular function: ADP binding. The coding region runs from base 549 to 1601 and encodes 350 amino acids. The transcript is spliced from 2 exons. The record is from RefSeq and is a predicted model, not a curated record.